CUCAAAGAUCUCCGAAGUGCUUGUCAGUUUUCUAAGUCGGAGCCAUGGCGACAACAGCUCAGUAUAUUCCGCGGAAUAACUCAUUGCCUUCGAACCCGCUAAUGCAUCCUGAUUCGGACAGGAUGCACCAGGGGACGACCUACAGAGAGGUGCAGAAAAUGAUGCACCACGAGUACUUACAAGGGCUAGCGACCAACACGGGACAUCCGAUGAGCCUAACGCACCACCAGUGGCUGCCCACCUCCAACACCGACUGGACCAGCGGCACCCACAUCGGACAAGCGGAGCACAACAAAGGCAGUGUGCAGAGCAGGGAAGACCUGGGGAACGGCUAUCACAGAUCGCAUCUGGUCCACCAGCCGACGCAAAACAGCCACCACGGAUCAUGGGCGCCGACCACAACACACCACUUAUCCCCGCUCUCUCCAGCCUCCAAUGGUCACCAAUCGCUGGUUUACUCUCAGACGGGCUACACUAUGUUAAGCCCCCAGUCGUCGCUGCACCACAGCUUGCGGGACCCGCUCCACGAUGACGCGGGUAGCCUUGACAACCAGAUGGAGUCACCUCAGCAGCCGUUCAGCCACCAUCAGGACCACUCGGACGAAGACGCCCCGAGCUCCGACGACCUGGAGCAGUUCGCCAAACAGUUCAAGCAAAGGCGCAUCAAACUUGGUUUUACGCAAGCGGACGUGGGCUUAGCGCUGGGCACGCUCUACGGAAACGUCUUUUCCCAGACCACCAUCUGUCGAUUUGAGGCUCUGCAACUGAGUUUCAAGAACAUGUGCAAACUUAAGCCUCUGCUUAACAAAUGGCUCGAGGAGACCGAUUCAAACACUGGCAGCCCCACGAAUUUGGACAAGAUUGCAGCACAGGGCCGGAAACGAAAGAAGAGGACCUCCAUCGAAGUCGGAGUGAAAGGGGCACUGGAAAACCAUUUCUUAAAGUGCCCCAAGCCCUCCGCUCACGAAAUCACCUCUUUAGCUGGCACUCUGCAGUUGGAAAAAGAGGUUGUGCGUGUAUGGUUUUGCAACAGAAGACAGAAAGAGAAAAGAAUGACACCGGUGGGGGUCCCUCAUCCAACCAUGGAGGACGUAUACUCACAAGCGGAGACACCCCCUCUCCAUCACACGCUACAGAGUCCUGUCCAGUGACUGCUAUCGUAAACUGUGUACUUGUUUAAAAAAGAAACUACAAUGGAUUUUGUUUAUCCCCUUGGUUUAUCCCAAGUGACCAGAGACAGAAAGUUUGGGAAGAGUUCACGGACAGCUUACGGGAUGCCAAUAAUUCCGAAUAACGUGAAACUGCAUUAAUUAGCCUACAACGUCAGCUUCGCGUGCAUUUAUCAUAUCAGUACCAGUGUUUACGAAAAUCUUAUCGUUUGUGCCACUAUGGAAAAAAAUCGAUUCUUUCACCGCCGACCAAAGGGAGCUACGAGCCACAAAAGGGCAAUUUCUCCUGGACAAAGGAGAGUGGACAGUGCUUGUAUUAAAGCGAUCAACCAGAUUAAUUAUUACGAUGAUUUAUCCGAUAUUAUUAGUGUUGUUUACUUUUUUUUUACGUUAAGACGUUAAGAUAUUAUUUUUCUGUCUAGCGAGUAUUUUACUUUAAUAUCAACUAAGACGGUUGAAAUUCGUGAUGUAAAAGUACAGGCACUUGGUCAAAACCUCCAAAACAAGCAAGUGCACCAGAAACUGUUUACAAUGAUCAUUUCUUAGCACCUGCUAUCGUCUAAAGAUGCAUAGACGUUAAAAUGGCAACGUGAAUACACUGUCUGAAACUAUAUUUAGUCAUAUUGAGUUCUACUGCUUUCACUUUUGUCCUCUUUGCGUGAGGCACUUAUAAUGUUUUAUAAUGUUAUUUUAGUUUCAUUGCUUUCUUUUUUUAUGUAAACGACAUCAAUGCUUUGCUGGUUUACAGUUUUUUGAACCGGCACUAUUACAGCAAGGAAACAUAUUGAGAGUUAUGAGUCAAAAAGAAAGAAAUAUCUCAGGUAAUUUUCAGUGCCCAAAAAUCGUGCUGUACUCUUAGUUCUUCUUCAAUAUUGGCCAACUCUUGACACUCUCUAUGUCAGCUGUGCCCGUUUAGUUUAUGUGAAUUACAUUUUGCGUCCUACUCAUGAGCCUGGACACGGAGAAAAGUAGUUGGUAUAGUGAAAAAGGGAUGUGUUUUCUGGACUAUUUUUCGGGAUUGGGGGAAAAAUAGGAGGCUGGUAACGUUUGGUGUUGUUUCUCAAGAUCUGACAUUUUUCAUUGGACAGCAGGUGUUCAUUUCUACAGUGUUAUUUGAAACAGUGUGAAUAUACAACCUUUUCCAAAAAAAGUAAUAAAGAUAAAAAAAAAUAAUAAUAAUAAUUACAAGAGAAAAGAUUUUAAAUAAAUAGUUGUCAGGAUUAUUUCCAAUAUGUAAAUAUGUCGAAUAUGUAAACAUAUGUAUUUGUUCUGGGUUCGUUUUGUUUUGUUUUCCGGGCAGUUUUGUACACUUACUAAUUCCAAGAAGAUAUUUUAAUAUUUCAUUUAUGACCAUUUAUAUAUCUAUAUAUUUAUUUCCUACGUGUGUUUGGAGCUUUUUUUGUUCGGCUCUGAUGAUUAUGUUGCAGUGGAUUACAAAUGUUUUGUUUACUACAUUGGUUGUAUGUUGAUUGCGAAAUGUAGACUGCAAUGUCACGUUUAUAUUUAUGUUAUAGUAAUAUUUUAUUACUUACAUAAAA
This is a messenger RNA of Carassius gibelio (silver crucian carp), 2707 nucleotides long. RefSeq names its product POU domain, class 3, transcription factor 1-like. Gene Ontology annotation, molecular function: DNA-binding transcription factor activity, RNA polymerase II-specific; RNA polymerase II cis-regulatory region sequence-specific DNA binding. The transcript has a single exon. Gene Ontology annotation, cellular component: nucleus. Lineage: Eukaryota; Metazoa; Chordata; Actinopteri; Cypriniformes; Cyprinidae. Gene Ontology annotation, biological process: regulation of transcription by RNA polymerase II; brain development. Bases 45 to 1151 code for a protein of 368 amino acids. The record is from RefSeq and is a predicted model, not a curated record.